UAUAGUUCUCAGUUCGUGAUAUUUGCUUCAAAACGCUCAAGCUCAGUUUGCCUGUACUUUGUUUGGUUUCCAUUAUUGUCACAUAAUAAAAAUUAGGAUCAGUCGAUCAAGUCGUUUUAGUCCACACAGUGUCAAAAUGCCAAUCGAGCCCAAAAACCGCCUCAAACACGACUGCGACCUCCGUAAAGAAUACCAAAGCUCGUACCACGUGAGCUCUCCAUUCGACCCAUGGUGGAAGAAAUGCCUCAACUCCUUCCGCCUCCAACUCAGCGUUUGCAAAAACAAACAGUCCAAACGCUACUUCAGGAGCAUGUCAUCGCUGUCAAACGAACGCAAAAGACACUUCUCCACCCCACGCUACAAAAACAUCAUCCACCCCUUCAGCAGCUUCAACCGCGUCAAGGAGAUGACCCUCUCCGUCCUCCUCUACGUCCUGUUCUUCUUCGAGUCGUUCUUGGGGAGCUUCCUAGGCGAAGAGUUCCACAUGAAGACCAGGAGGAUGUACGUGGCCAAGGUCCUGUUCGUCGUCAACGUUAUUCUGUUCCUCGAUAUUAUUCUGCGAUUUUUUGUGGGGAUUUCGAACGAAAAGACGCGAGAGGUGAUUUUGGAGAAAAGAGUCAUUGCGAAGUUUUACCUUCGCAGUUACUUCAUCUUUGAUCUGUUGCCCAUUAUUGGGUUCGUGGUGUUUUACUUCACUCCGAUUAAAAAUUUGAACGCGAAAAUUGCCAUUUACGAGCUGCAUAAGUUGCGUCUGGUGAGGAUGCGGACUGUGGUUGAUAACGCGUUUACAAUUUUGAAAAAGUUCAAGCUCAAGGACUCGACUCAGACUGUUGUGGUGAUUACGAUUUCGGUUUUGUUGACUUUGCACGAAUGGUCGUGCAUUUUGAGUCUCAUUUAUACGAUCAGACGGCUGCAUCAUAUGUCAAAUCGGGGCUCUUUCGUUUACCAGUACUACCAGAGGACCAUUCGUUUGUCCCAAACUACGGUCACUCACAACAUGGCUGAGAGAACGAACUUCUCCUUCCGUGUGUACCUUUUGUAUAUGUCCAUCAUUUCGUGUCAUUUUUUUGGCUGCGACACUUCAAUUUAUGAGACGAAACGUAGUGCGGAAAUGGUGGUACUAUCUCUAGUUCUGAUCAACGGAAUGAUGUACUACAUUGGGAUGGUAGCCAAGGUUUUACAAAUGUUUGGAGUAGCAAACAUUUCUGAAAACCGUUACGAAGAGCUGAACUGGCAGGUGAACCAAUACAUGACGAAGAAGAAGUUUCCAGGUGCCUUAAAACGCCGCAUCUUCCAAUACUAUGACUACAAGUACGGUAACAAGUUCUUUUCCGAGCAAGAGAUUCUUGAUUCCCUCACGGAGCGUCUCCGGAUGGAAGUUCUUCUUUACAGUUGCCGGAAUCUCAUCACCGAAGUGAAAAUCUUCAAAGGAUUGUCCAAGUCUGCAGUUGGGUGCAUUCUGGCGUUGCUCAAGCAGGAGAUUUACCUUCCAGGAGAGAUGAUAAUGAGUGCUGAGGAAUCAUCUGAUUCGAUUUACUUUAUCCUGUAUGGCACUUGCAUGAUCCAGGUGAUUGGUGGGAAGGAGUUGUGGCAUAUUGAAGAUGGGACUGAGUUUGGAGACGCUGAAAAGUUCUCCGAAGAGGAGAAAAUCGGGUUUUUGUACCAGAUUGUGGCGUUGGAGGCGACCGAAGUCUACGAGCUGCAAGUGACCGAUUUGGCAUAUUGUUGCACAACUUAUCCCGAAAUUACCUUCAAAAUGGAAGCAAUGGCGAGGAAUAAAGCCAGGGUGUACAACCAGACGUUUGCAAGGAGGACGCAAGAGAAUGACUAUUUGGGGGAGAUUUUGGAUGAGUUGAAUAAAGGGAACAUUCUCCAUCAUGGGAUUAAGAGAGAGGAUUUUAAUUGACUUGCUGGUGUGUCUAUUAUGACCCACCUUCCCCUAGAAAUCGCGCUGGGUGCGUUUGAGUCAGAAACACGUAUCAAGACGGUUUUUAAUUAGUUUAUAAUAAUUAUAACAUUUUUUGGAAAUAAAUU
Messenger RNA from Tribolium castaneum (red flour beetle), 2034 nucleotides. RefSeq names its product potassium/sodium hyperpolarization-activated cyclic nucleotide-gated channel 2. The transcript has a single exon. Lineage: Eukaryota; Metazoa; Arthropoda; Insecta; Coleoptera; Tenebrionidae. Gene Ontology annotation, molecular function: voltage-gated potassium channel activity. Bases 137 to 1906 code for a protein of 589 amino acids. Gene Ontology annotation, biological process: potassium ion transmembrane transport; sodium ion transmembrane transport; regulation of membrane depolarization. Gene Ontology annotation, cellular component: HCN channel complex. The record is from RefSeq and is a predicted model, not a curated record.